Molecule: messenger RNA, 5884 nt
Organism: Choloepus didactylus (southern two-toed sloth)
Lineage: Eukaryota; Metazoa; Chordata; Mammalia; Pilosa; Megalonychidae
Gene: NFRKB
Product: nuclear factor related to kappaB binding protein
Exons: 25
Coding region: 1038-4973 (1311 amino acids)
Cellular component (GO): Ino80 complex
Molecular function (GO): protease binding
Source: RefSeq, a predicted model, not a curated record
AGUUGUUCCAUGUAAGUAGAAUCAUAUAGUAUUUGUCUUUUUGUGUUUGACUUAUUUCACUUAGCAUGAUUUUUUCAAAUUUAAUUCAUGUGGUAUCAUGUAUCAGGACAUCAUUCUUCUUUAUGGCUGAAUAAUAUUCCAUUGUGUGGAUAUACCACACUUUGUUUAUCCGUUGUCUGUUGAUGGACACCUGCAGAUCAAGGCAGAUUGGCUGCUGUCUUUACUGGUUAUGGUACGGUGCUUGGAGCCUCAGGAGUUUAUAUGGACUAAUAAGGUCAUAUCAAGAGACUGUUUUUUCAUGAUUUAAAGUAAGGGUUUACAUAGGACAUAUUGUAUAUAGUGCAAAGAACAUGCAGUCAGGCAGACCUGAGUUUCAGUCCUAUCCCUAGGGUUGGUCAAGUUAUUGACCUACUUUGAUCUUCAGUUUUACUAUCUAUAGACAGAAUAUAAUAACCCUAUCUUGCAGAGUUAUUAGAACUGAGGUAAUACAUGUAAAGGGCCCGGAACUUAGUAGGCUCUGGUGAAAUGAUAACUGUUGUUGCUGUCAUUGUUAGUAGCUGAGCUUUACUGGGCCAUGUGUAUUUUCAGUGAACUUUCUUUUGUGAAAGAACGACAAAGAAUUAAUUGCUAAAAAAAAAAUUGUUAAAGAAAUUAUGUUGUGGGAGAGAGAUUACUGGGGAAGUCUAAAUUAUGGCGUCUGCUCUGCUUAUCAUUUAAUCUCUCUGCAUCUUAUUUUGCUCAUCUGUUAAAAUAAAGUAUAAGAGAUUCUAGAACUGAUCAUUCAGGGGAGGAAUAUUCUGAGAAACAAGAGACCUGCCAGAUAAGAUAUGGAAAUUUAGCUGAGAAUGCAGUGAUGGAAGGGGGAGAAGUGUUUAGCUGUAGUUAGGGUAUAAGGAACAUCAGAAUAGACUAGAGAUUGUUGAGAUUGAAUAUUUUCUGGAGGCGUGUUGGCUUCAAGCGGAUCCCUGGGAUUUCCGCCUUCUUACCUCAAGGUAUGACUGAAUAUAUUUUUCUAGAGCACCUGUGGAGAGUAAAAAAUGGAUUCCUUGGACCAAAUGUUGACAGACCCCCUGGAACUAGGUCCCUGUGGAGAGGGCCACGGCGCUCGCAUUAUGGAGGACUGCCUGCUUGGAGGCACCAGGGUCAGUCUGCCUGAGGACCUGCUGGAAGAUCCCGAGAUAUUCUUCGAUGUAGUCAGCCUCUCAACCUGGCAAGAAGUAUUAAGUGACUCUCAACGCAAACACCUCCAGCAGUUUCUGCCUCACUUUCCUGAAGACAGUAUUGAGCAGCAGAGCCAUCUUAUCCUCGCCCUGUUCAGCGGGGAGAACUUCCGCUUUGGAAACCCUCUGCACAUUGCUCAGAAGCUUUUCCGAGAUGGACACUUUAACCCUGAGGUGGUCAAGUAUCGGCAGCUGUGCUUCAAAUCGCAGUACAAACGAUACCUCAGCUCUCAGCAGCAGUAUUUUCAUCGGCUGCUGAAGCAGAUUCUCGCUUCCCGGAGUGACCUGCUGGAGAUGGCCCGGAGCAGUGGCCCAGCCCUCCCCCUCCGGCAGAAGCGCCCAUCACCAUCCCACACCCCUGAGGAGCGGGAGUGGCGAACCCAGCAGCGCUACCUGAAGGUCCUGAGGGAAGUGAAGGAGGAGUGCGGUGACACGGCUUUGUCAUCCGAUGAAGAGGCCACGUUGGAUUUACAAGACACAUUUUCUUUUGAAGAUCUCAGCUCAUGGCUUCCGAGCUCUCCAGCGCAUUCUCCUAGUCCUGCGGUGCCCCUGAGGGUGGUGCCCACGCUUUCAACUAUGGAUAUGAAAACUGCAGAUAAAAUAGAGCUGGGGGACAGUGACCUGAAGAUAAUGUUAAAGAAGCACCAUGAGAAGCGGAAAUACCAACCGGACCACCCAGACCUUUUGACAGGGGACCUGACUCUCAAUGACAUCAUGACUCGAGUAAAUGCUGGCAGGAAGGGCUCUCUAGCAGCACUGUAUGACUUGGCUGUCCUUAAAAAAAGAGUUAAGGAGAAAGAGGAAAAGAAGAGGAAGAAAAUAAAAAUGAUCAAAUCAGAGGCAGAGGAUCUGACUGAGCCCCUAAGCAAUACUGAGGGGAUCCCACCCCUCUCGCAGGCACCCUCUCCACUGGCAAUACCUGCUAUCAAAGAAGAGCCUCUUGAAGACCUCAAACCUUGCCUUGGAAUCAAUGAAAUAUCUUCCAGCUUCUUCUCUCUUCUAUUGGAGAUCUUGCUGCUGGAGGGGCAGGCUAGCCUUCCCGUGCUGGAGGAGCGGGUGUUGGAUUGGCAGUCAUCUCCAGCCAGCUCCCUCAAUGGCUGGUUCUCUGCAGCUCCCAACUGGGCAGAGUUAGUGUUACCAGCCCUGCAGUAUCUUGCUGGUGAAAGUCGAGCUGUUCCUUCCAAUUUCUCUCCAUUUGUUGAAUUCAAAGAGAAAACCCAGCAGUGGAAAUUGCUUGGCCAGUCUCAAGAUAAUGAAAAGGAAUUAACUGCUCUCUUCCAGCUAUGGCUAGAGACAAAAGACCAGGCCUUCUGUAAGCAAGAAAAUGAAGACAGCUCAGAUGCCACGACCCCUAUUCCUCGGGUAAGAACUGACUAUGUGGUGCGGCCCAGCACAGGGGAGGAGAAACGGGUUUUUCAGGAACAGGAGCGUUGCAGGUACAGCCAGCCCCACAAGGCGUUCACCUUCCGCAUGCAUGGCUUUGAGUCUGUUGUGGGGCCUGUGAAGGGCGUGUUUGACAAGGAGACCUCCCUCAACAAGGCCCGCGAGCAUUCCUUACUGCGCUCGGACCGGCCCGCCUACGUCACCAUCCUGUCCCUGGUGCGGGAUGCUGCAGCCCGGCUGCCGAAUGGGGAAGGCACCCGGGCGGAGAUUUGUGAAUUGCUCAAGGACUCCCAGUUUCUUGCACCAGAUGUCACCAGCACUCAGGUGAAUACAGUAGUGAGUGGGGCACUGGAUCGGCUACACUAUGAAAAAGACCCAUGUGUGAAAUACGACAUCGGACGAAAGCUGUGGAUCUAUCUCCAUCGUGACCGAAGCGAGGAAGAGUUUGAGCGGAUCCACCAAGCCCAAGCAGCUGCAGCGAAAGCCAGAAAAGCCCUUCAGCAAAAACCCAAGCCCCCAUCCAAGGUGAAGUCCAGUAACAAGGAGAGUUCGGUGAAGGUCCCUGGCGGUGGCCCUUCAGAGCAGAGCCAAAUGAGUCUCAGUGACUCCAGCAUGCCUCCUACUCCAGUGACGCCUGUAACCCCCACCCCUCCAGCCUUGCCUGUGACUCCUAUCUCCCCCCAAUCUGUAUCAUCAGUGAACAAAAGUGCCCCAACUCCUGUCUCAGAACCAGCUAAAUCCAGCUCAAGUGUUCUUCUGGUGUCAUCGCCAACAAUGCCCCAGCUAGGAACAAUGCUUUCCCCAACUUCUAGCCAGACUCCACCAAGUUCUCAGUCCACUGCCCGGCUCGUGGGCCACUCUGGCUCGGCUGGACUACCCCAGGUGCGGGUGGUGGCCCAGUCUAGCCUCCCUCCUGUUAGCCAGCAGUCCACGGGGUCGACACAGACGCUGCCUCAGGUACCAGCGGGGUCGCAGAUCCGGGCUCCAGCUUCUGCCACACAGACCAAAGUGGUGCCCCAGACAGUAAUGGCCACUGUUCCAGUCAAAGCUCAGACAACGGUAAGCUCUGUGCCGCGGCCUGGAACGGGGACGGCUGGACUUGCGGUGACAGGUCUCCCUGCCUCAGCCAGCCCUGCCAGCAAGCCAGCCACCAGUUCUCCUGGAGGCUCAGCACCCAGCUCCUCCACAACCACGGUCAUUCAGAACGUCUCCGGGCAGAGCAUCAUCAAGCAGGUGGCGAUCACUGGGCAGCUUGGUGUGAAGCCGCAGGCGGGCAGUAGCAUCCCACUCACAGCCACUAACUUCCAUAUCCAGGGGAAGGAUGUAUUGCGCCUUCCACCCUCUUCCAUCACCACAGAUGCCAAAGGGCAGACAGUUCUACGAAUCACUCCGGACAUGAUGGCCACACUGGCCAAGUCCCAAGUCACCACAGUCAAACUGACCCAGGACCUCUUCGGGGCAGGAAGUGGUCCCGCAGGCAAAGGCAUCUCAGCUACCUUACACGUCACUUCCAAUCCAGUGCAUGCAGCCGACAGCCCUGCCAAGGCUAGUGCGGCCAGUGCCCCUUCACCCGCUCCCACCGGCACCACAGUGGUUAAAGUGACUCCUGACCUCAAGCCAACAGAAGCCUCGAGCUCAGCGUUUCGCCUGAUGCCGGCACUUGGUGUGAGUGUGGCAGACCAGAAGGGAAAAACCAUGGCGGCCGCUUCAGAAGCAAAACCAGCAGCCACGAUCCACAUUGUGCAGGGCCUGGGAGUGAUGCCCCCCAAAGCAGGCCAGACACUCACAGUGGCGGCCCAUGCCAAGCAAGGGUCCUCGGUGGCAAGUGGGGCUGGAACUGUCCAUACCUCAGCGGUCUCCUUGCCUAGCAUGAACGCUGCCGUGUCCAAGACUGUGGCGGUAGCCUCAGGGGCUGCAAGUACCCCCAUUAGCAUCGGAACAGGAGCCCCUGCUGUGCGGCAGGUCCCCGUCAGCACUGCGGUUGUGUCCACGUCCCAGGCUGGGAAGCUGCCGACCCGGAUCACAGUCCCCCUGUCUGUGAUCAGCCAGCCUAUGAAGGGCAAAAGCGUGGUCACAGCCCCCAUCCUCAAAGGCAGCCUUGGAGCCAAUAUCAGUGGGCUGGGCCGCAAUAUCAUCCUCACCACCAUGCCCGCAGGCACAAAGCUCAUUGCCGGCAACAAGCCUGUAAGCUUCCUCACCGCCCAGCAGUUGCAGCAGCUUCAGCAGCAAGGGCAAGCCACCCAGGUGCGCAUCCAGACUGUCCCAGCAUCCCAUCUCCAACAGGGCACAGCUUCUGGGUCCUCCAAAGCAGUCCCCACUGUUGUUGUGACCACAGCCCCAUCUCCUAAGCAGGCACCUGAACAGCAGUGAUGGGGAGAGGACAGUGGCUUCCAGAAAAACCACACCUGGCCUGCCCUUGCAAAGCUGGAAGGAAGGGAGUGAGCAGUUGCCUCAUUCCUCUGGUUGUUGUGACAGAAGGCCCUGAGGUGGUGAUGGCAGCAGUGGCCUCUGUCCUGCAGCAGCCCCACUUGCAGAGGGCACUGAGCAGGGCCUGCCCCUGGGUGCCCAGCCUGCUCCGGACCAGUCCAGGAGAAGACUGACUGUGUCAUACAAGCUACUUUCUCCUCCAAGAGUGACAAAGCUGGGGAGGCUGACCGGUUGCCGUGGGUGCAGGCAGUGAAUGCACCUGUUCUUUAUGUGGAUUGCAAUUUUUAGUUUCCAUUCGACUCCAUGACUAGUGGUCUAGUUAGGUGUUUUUUUGUUCAGAAAGUUUUACGUAACUUAUUUUUUUAAAGAACCUAUUGUACAUCUUUAUCAAAUAGAAACCUCGGCUUUAGCCUCACCCUCCCACCCAAACUGAUUACUUACUCAUUUGAUCAUAAUGAGGAAAUAGAAGGGUUUUUAGUAAGUUAGUGGCUGACUUGAUAACUACAUAUAAUUGAGAGGCUGCAAGGUGGGAAAGAAACAUAGCAAGUGAGACAGUGUGGAUUAUUCCCUGAAAUGGAAUUAGUUUGGCAUCCUGUCUUAGAAGAAGAUGGGGUGUAGAGGUCUUGAUGAUGGUGCAUAUUUUUACCUAUUGGCUGUGCUCUCAAGCCUGUUCAUACUUCUUCCGGUCAAGUACAGAGAAUAGGGGAUGCCGGCUGAGAUGCUGCAUUUGCAGCACAAACCUUGUUGCAGUUCAGAGAUUAUACAUUUUGCUUUGCUCUCCAGAGCAGAGGUCAGCAAACUGCGGCCAGCAGGCUGGUCACCUGUUUUUGUAAAUAAAGUUUUAUUGGAACACA